Messenger RNA from Cydia pomonella (codling moth), 4257 nucleotides. RefSeq lists its product as uncharacterized. The coding region runs from base 146 to 1345 and encodes 399 amino acids. The record is from RefSeq and is a predicted model, not a curated record. Lineage: Eukaryota; Metazoa; Arthropoda; Insecta; Lepidoptera; Tortricidae. The transcript has a single exon.
GCGCGCGCGCUCAUUAGUGACGCACGGUUUCUGUUGUUAUCGGCGCGUAUGCGAGUGUCGUAAAUAUGUCGAAGUCGGUGCAGUGUAAUUCGUGCCGAAUAGUGAUAAACGAAAUGUUGUGUUAUAUACAAAAUAAACUCUCUUAAUGGGAGAGGAUUCAAUUGUGCGGUUGUGUACAUCGGCGUUUACUAGUGAAGAAAUUCAAACGUCAAAGUCGUUACUGUUCGAAUCGCUGCCUACAAAUAAGCGAAAAGUACAGCGAAAAGGCGAUGGAAAAGGUCAACGUGACAUUAACGACAUUGUACAAUUAAUGAAGACUACAGAUCCCGAUGUGAUACCUAUAUUUGUGGCAAGAGAAUUGGAAAAAUUGCCGCCAGUGACUUUUGACCAUUUGGACUGUACGAAACUGUUAAAAGAUUUGGUACGGCUUCAAGCUGAUAUUGACACAGUUAAAACGAACUACGCAACACUCAAUGAUCUUGAGGUAUUAAAGAGUGAAUUGUUACCAAUUAAUAGUGAAUCUCCACCAGCGCGUCUGUCCGUAUGUAAGGUAAACAAUAGGCGCGGAGCCUGGUGUAUGGAUAGCGGCCCAGUAGGAUUAUCUCAUAGUUCUCAUAUUCAGGAAACAAGUGGGAGGGUUAGUGACCCAUCAGUAAAAGAGCAUACCCUGUCUUUUAUACAAACCGACGAAAAUCAGAAAAGUACAUCAAUGGAACUAGCGAGUGAUCAAUCUACCUCACAGUGCGUAGCGGGCGAUAAAACUACCGCGGUACCUGGGCCGGCCGGCGCGGGCGCGUCGGGCGAUAUGAGUCAUUCGGGCGAACAGCUGUUUGAACUUGAACCCGCGAGUACAUCGAAGGGUAAAAUCAGUAGCGAAUGUGCUGAGAAACAGUGCGACUUGCAACUUACGGAACAAAAUAGACAAAAUUAUAUUAGGAGGGACGAUGACGGUUAUGAAACGGUAACUUAUAAGAAGAAGAAAGCUAAUUAUCGCUACAGAGGUCAAUUUGGCGUGGCAAAUGACUCAAAUACGAAAUUUAAGGCUGCGGAACGUAAGACUCCGGUUUUCAUAUCUAACGUGCAUAAAGACACACAGGAAAAAGACAUUAUCGAAUAUAUUAUGGUCAAAACGAAGGAAAAAGUAUUUUUAGAGAAGAUAGACAUAAAAAGAGAUACUGGUCACAAAGCGUACAAGUUUUUCGUUAGUCCGAAUAAAUUAUCUUUGUUCCUGGAUAAAAAUAUAUGGCCGCAAGGUAUUAUUUUUCGUAAGUUCGUGCAUUUUCAGUACGGACACGCGAUCGGUACGAGAACUGAGAACGGUAAGCAUGAUAUUAUAAAUAAAUAAAUGGAUAGUACGAUAUAUAAAUUUGCUAGCUUUAACUGCAAAAACGUAAAGCGCUCAAUAGGUACUGUUAAGGAAUUGUGCCGAUCCUGCCAUAUUGUCGCUUUGCAAGAAACUUGGCUAACUCCGGAAGAGACUGUAUUCCUGAAUACAAUUGAUGAAGAUUUCUGCGCAACUGGUACGUCUGCCAUGAAUACCAGCGAGGGCAUGAUGGUCGGUCGCCCGUACGGCGGGGUUGGCCUCUUAUUUCGUAAAUCGGUGUUUCAAAAUGUUUCUGUUGUGCAGUGCGAUAAUGCUCGUUUGUGCGCGAUCAAAAUUAUGACAAAUGACAAUCAACCGAUAUUAGUGGUCAGUGUAUACAUGCCUACGGACUGCAGUGACAACUUGGGCGAAUUCACGGACUGCCUGGGAGCGGUGAGUGCGAUAAUUGAUGAGUGUGGGAUAGAAUCAGUAUACAUAAUGGGCGAUUUUAAUGCUCAUCCGCACGAACGUUUCUAUAGUGAGCUGAUUAAUCAUUGCGACGAACAAAAAUGGUGCUGUAUGGACGUGGAUAAGUUGGGGAUUACGUCAGAUACUUACACUUUUUUUAGUGAUGUGCAUUUAUGUAGGAGAUGGUUGGAUCACUUUGUACUAUCGCAGUCGGCGGUGCCCUCCGUUCGCAAUGUUUAUGUAAAUAACAAUUGUGUUACGUGGUCGGACCAUUUUCCUAUAUUUUUGGAAUGUGACCUUAAUGUUAUAGUCUCUAGACUCUCUAGAAUAACAAGACAGGUUCACGUAGAUAAAAAUGUAAUAUGGGGGGAGAGAACGACGGAGCAAAUUGUUGUUUAUCGCGACGAAUGUCAUCAAAGACUGCGUUUAAUUAAUUUUCCAAUAGAAUUAGAGUCCUGUGCCGAUAGGUACUGUCAGGAACAGGGACAUAAAAAAGUUUUGGACCGGCUAUAUGAGGAAAUCGUUGAUGCGCUUAAGAGUGCAGCAACUGUCGGUCGGGGAGACAGGCAACCGAGGGCUAAGAAACGGAUUGUAGGUUGGAACAAACAUGUUAGUGCCGCUCACCGGGUGGCUAGACAAAGGUAUUGUGAUUGGAUAAUGGCUGGAAAGCCUGAAAGUGGUACUCUUUUUAAUGAGAUGCGUGAAAGUCGCAAGGUCUUUAAAUCGCGCUUGAAAUGGUGCCAAGAUCACGAAGAUCAAAUAAAGAUGGACAUUAUUACCUCUCAUCAUUCAAAGAAGGAUUUCCGCUCCUUUUGGAAGGCCACAAACAAAUUAAAACCUUUGACUAGUCACCCGGCUAGCGUUGAGGGCGUUAGCGACCCAAAAAGCAUUGCUAACCUCUUUAAGGACCAUUUCGUUAUAAAAUCGGCUUUAGGCCCAACGAAGUUGGAGGGGUUAAAUAGUGAGGCCGAGAUAGAGAGUGUGGGUCCUAGCCUUACUGCUAAGGACAUUGCUAAAAUUAUAAAAUCAAUGUCUGGAGGUAAAUCCCCGGGAUACGACGGUCUCUCUGUUGAGCACCUCCAACAUGCUGGUCCCCACAUAUCGAGAGUGUUGGCAAUGUUUUAUACCUUGUGUAUCAGGCAUUCUUAUCUGCCAGAUAAUCUAAUGCGGACGAUCGUCGUACCUAUUGUUAAAAACAGGACCGGAGACCUGGCAGAUAGGAGUAACUACAGACCCAUUUCGUUGGCAACAGUCAUGGCAAAAAUACUUGAUAGUGUGCUUAACUCCCAGUUAAAUAGCCAUGUGAAACUGCAUGAUAACCAACUAGGUUUCCGACCACAGUUAUCUACUGAGUCUGCGAUCCUAUGUCUUAAGCACACUGUCAGGUAUUAUGCCAAAAGUAAAACCCCGGUGGUGGCCUGUUUCCUUGACCUGUCUAAGGCUUUUGACCUGGUUUCCUAUGAUAUACUGUGGAAGAAGCUGGAGAAUACCAGUGUACCGCAGGAAACCAUUAGAAUAUUUAAGUAUUGGUAUGGAAACCAGGUCAACUGCGUUAGAUGGGCAGACGUGCUAUCUGAUGAGUACAGGUUGGAGUGCGGGGUGAGACAGGGGGGGUUGACUUCACCUACGCUCUUCAACCUGUAUGUUAAUGGACUAAUCGAGGCGCUCAGUAGAACCCAUGUCGGCUGUCAUGUGGAUGGAGUUUGUGUCAACAACAUAAGCUAUGCGGACGACAUGGUGCUGCUGAGCGCGUCGGUGUGUGGGCUGCGUAAACUGUUGCGAAUUUGCGAAACGUAUGUCUCAAAUCAUGGUCUUAAAUAUAACGCAACCAAGAGUCAGUUCAUGGUGUUUGAGUGCGGUCGCAAGAAGACAAUGGAUAUUCCUGCUAUUUGCCUCAAUGGUACCCCCAUAGAUAGAGUGGACCAUUUUAAGUACCUAGGCCAUCUUCUCGCGACCGACCUCAAGGACGACCUGGAUAUGGAGAGGGAACGAAGGGCCCUGUCGGUCCGGGCGAAUAUGAUCGCCCGCAGAUUUGCAAGGUGCUCAAAAGAGGUUAAAGUCACACUAUUUAGGGCAUUUUGCACUUCCCUCUACACUUGCAAUUUGUGGGCACAGUAUACGCAACGGGCAUACGGGGCCCUUAGGGUCCAGUACAACAAUGCGUUCCGGGUGCUGAUGGGGCUGCCCCGUUUCUGUAGCGCAUCAGGGAUGUUCGUGACGGCGCGCGUGGACUGUUUUUAUACUACCAUGCGUUCACGCGCAGCAUCCCUGGUGCGCCGGGUGCGUGGCAGUCCCAACAGCAUCCUACGAAUGAUAGCGGAUAGGGUCGACUGUCCCUACUUGUCGCACUGUGAGGGAUUGCAUUCCCCCAUCAGUGUUGUUUUAUUUUAAAUUAGUGUUUGUUGUACCUACUAACCCCUUAGUUUGUAAGUUCUACUAAUGAAAAUAUGUGUCCAUGUGUUACAUGUAAUAAAAAUAUUCAUUCA